AAUGUUUUUGGUUUAAACCAGCAAGCAGCUUGAAGGAUCAUCAACAACCAGGCCCCCGCUUCUGACGACCAUCUUCCUCACACCGUCCGCCGCACUGCAGAGCGUACGCUCACUGCCACGCAUCCCAUGUCAUCCAAUCCCAUGUACCAGCACAGGGCCCUGGGUCCAGCAGAUGCUCCGGUUUACAACUCUCGGGCACUCUCUGACACGUUGGAUCGGGUGAAGCAAGAGUUUGACGUGCUCGCAGGCGAGGUCAACGUGUCGCGAGAGCAGCGGGAACGAUACGAGGCCACGAUCACAGCUCAAGCCGACGAGCUGGAAAAGAUUCGGCAGGCAUUGCAUGAGCUCGAGGCCCAGCACAAUAAGGUCCGACAACAGUACGAAUACGAAUUACGGAUGCUUCGGUCCGAGACGCACAACGCUCGCCAGGCGCGCCCAUCCUCCGCCGUCACAGCACCGAUAAACUCGCCCAGUGUCUUCCUGGGCGGUUCCGCCGCUCAGUCUCCCGUAAUGGAUCCCCACUCGGAGAGACGCGACCGAGAAAGAGACAGGGAAAGAGACAGCCAGCGGGCUCGAUUCCUCGAUCAAGGAAACAGCAAACGAAUGAAGCUUGAUCAGCCCGAGGCGAGUCGACUGCCUCUGAUAGGACCUGGCUCGAGUCCGUCCUCCCGCCGCGCACCCACGCCUGCUUCACUGCCACUGCCACCACCUCUGCCCCCUCAACCCUCGGCGCAGGUUAUGAAUGAAUUCCUCGAUAAUUUAGAGCCGAUCUCGGUGCAUCCGGAGUUCAAGAAGGAAGGAAGUGACUGGUUCACCAUCUACAAUCCGAAGGUGAAGCGGGUGCUAGAUGUGAACCUUAUCCAUACAUUUGUUCACGAAACUGUUGUUUGCUGUAUUCACUUCUCUCAUGACGGCAAAUUUCUGGCCACAGGGUGCAACAGAACCGCACAGAUUUUUAGCGUGUUGACAGGGCAUCGGAUAUGUACGCUGGCAGAUGAGACUGCCAGCGAAACUGGGGAUCUUUACAUCCGAAGCGUGCGGUUCAGUCCAGAUGGCCGGUUCUUGGCGACGGGCGCAGAAGAUGAGCGGAUUCGAAUCUGGGAAGUUGACAAGCGAACCGUCCGCGCGGUUUUCGAGGGCCAUCGUCAAGAUAUCUAUUCGCUGCACUUCUCUCCUGAUGGGCGACGACUUGCCUCCGGGUCAGGCGACGGGACAGUCCGGAUCUGGAGCAUGGACACAUAUGAUAUUGAACGUGUUCUGACCGCAAGCCCCGAGCUUGACGCUAUCGAGGACGAAGGCGGUGUGAUGGCUGUCGCGUUCUCGCCAGAUGGGCAGAUGAUCGCUGCCGGAUGUGUCGACUCGCUUGUGCGCAUCUGGAGCGUGACCUCGGGCAAUCUCGUGGACAUUCUCCGCGGACAUAGCAGCAGCGUCCACAGUGUUGUGUUCACUAAAGACGGCGGAGGCCUCGUGAGCGGCGCCUUGGACAACUCAAUUCGUUGUUGGGAUCUGCGAGCCAAGUCGAAGAAGGAAGGCAUACCAUGCACUAUUUUCAACGGACACAAGGACUACGUGCUCUCUGUCCACCUUUCAAGAGACUCGCAAUGGAUUGUUUCGGGAUCCAAGGACCGUGGAGUCCAUUUUUGGAAUACGCAUGGAGUUGUCGAGGCAGUCUUGCAGGGCCACAAGAACUCUGUCAUCUCCACUAGUUUGCACCCAACCGCUAAUAUGUUUGCGACAGGUAGUGGAGAUAAACUCGCUAGAAUUUGGAGUUACACUCAACCGGCGUGAUCAUGUAUCUGAACAAUCCAAAAUAAUGUGCACCGUUUCUUUGUACUUACCUUGUGUUACUUACUUGCAUAUCGAUCCUCCUCUCUGGGCAUCCGUUGUAGAGCGCAUAUAUUCAAGCUGAAUUACUUGACAUUCGUAUCAGUUACCAUCCCGAGCUCCAUCGCAUCCUGUUCAGACAAAGGCUGCUUCGCGGACGCUGUCUCAUCAGGCGCUCCAAUUCCAAGAGGUCGGUACAAAAACGAUGCUGCAUACGUCAGCCCUCUCGCAGCGAGCCUAGUCCCGAUCCAUUGAGCUAGUGACACGCCGGGAACUAGUCCCAUCACAUCCUUGAUGUCCCAAAAGUCCCGAUGAUGUGUUAUCCGGCCUUGUUCAUUGAACGAAAGCCGCGUGAUGAUGUGUAGUUGAAAGUGCAAGGGCGAGGGAAUGGUCAGGGAUGUCCCUGGUAUACCCAAACCAGGUGCAGCGGGAUGCGAGGUAGGAAGCGAAUGCGAUGAGGGCCCCGGCGUUAGUAUGAGAGAUUCUGAUGGAGCCUGUAUUCGGUGUUGGCCAUCACGGUGGAUUCCUGGCAGGAUUAGCACGUUCAGA
Molecule: messenger RNA, 2373 nt
Organism: Mycena citricolor
Lineage: Eukaryota; Fungi; Basidiomycota; Agaricomycetes; Agaricales; Mycenaceae
Source: the annotation of a GenBank genome assembly